Messenger RNA from Molossus molossus (Pallas's mastiff bat), 8517 nucleotides. It is a transcript of the gene PIEZO2, whose product is annotated as piezo type mechanosensitive ion channel component 2. The record is from RefSeq and is a predicted model, not a curated record. The coding region runs from base 1 to 8517 and encodes 2838 amino acids. The transcript is spliced from 55 exons. Gene Ontology annotation, biological process: cellular response to mechanical stimulus; regulation of membrane potential; detection of mechanical stimulus. Gene Ontology annotation, cellular component: plasma membrane. NCBI's taxonomy places the organism in Eukaryota, Metazoa, Chordata, Mammalia, Chiroptera, Molossidae. Gene Ontology annotation, molecular function: mechanosensitive monoatomic ion channel activity; monoatomic cation channel activity.
AUGGCCUCGGAAGUGGUGUGCGGGCUCAUCUUCAGGCUGCUGCUCCCCAUCUGCCUGACAGUAGCAUGUGCAUUCCGGUAUAAUGGAUUCUCCUUCGUCUACCUCAUCUACCUCUUGCUCAUCCCCCUGUUCUCAGAACCAACAAGAGUGACAAUGCAAGGACACACAGGACGGUUAUUAAAGUCUCUGUGCUUCACCAGUCUUUCCUUCUUGUUACUGCACAUCAUUUUUCACAUCACGUUGGCUAGCCUUGAAGCACAACAUCGUAUUGAACCUGGUUACAAUUGCUCAACGUGGGAAAAGACAUUUCGGCAGAUUGGCUUUGAAAGCUUAAAGGGAGCUGAUGCUGGCAAUGGAAUCAGAGUGUUUGUACCUGAUAUUGGGAUGUUCAUUGCUAGUCUGACCACAUGGCUCAUCUGUAGAAAUACUGUUCAGAACCCAGUGACAGAAGAAGCAGCACAGUAUAACCUGGAGUUUGAAAAUGAAGAAUUGGCUGGAGGAGAAAAAAUAGAUUCAGAAGAGGCGCUGAUCUAUGAAGAGGAAUUAGACGAAGGAGAUGGUGUUGAAGGCGAGAUGGAAGAAAGCACAAAAUUAAAAAUCUUCCGCAGGCUUGCCUUCGUGGCUUCCAAGCUUAAGGAGUUUAUUGGCAACAUGAUAACCACCGCUGGAAAAGUAGUUGUGACAAUUUUACUGGGUUCAUCAGGUAUGAUGCUGCCAUCUUUGACCUCAUCUGUCUACUUUUUUGUAUUUUUGGGUCUAUGCACCUGGUGGUCCUGGUGCCGGACAUUUGAUCCAUUGCUGUUCAGCUGUCUCUGUGUUCUCCUGGCUAUUUUCACUGCGGGACACUUGAUUGGACUUUAUUUAUACCAGUUCCAAUUCUUUCAAGAAGCAGUUCCACCCAGUGACUACUAUGCAAGGUUGUUUGGUAUCCAACCAGUAAUUCAAACAGACUGUUCCAGCACGUGGAAGAUUGUAGCAAACCGAAACCUGACAUGGUACCAGUAUGCCAACCCCAUUCUCUUGCUGGUGAUGUACUACACGCUGGCAACUCUGAUCCGCAUCUGGCUACAAGAACCCCUUGUGCAGGAUGAGAGAACCAAGGAAGAGGAUCGAGUCCUGGCUUGUAGCCCCAUCCAAAUAACAGCUGAGAGGAGGCGGAGCCUGUGGUAUGCAACCCAUUACCCAACUGACGAGAGAAAACUUUUAUCCAUGACCCAAGAUGACUACAAACCAUCUGACGGCCUGCUGGUGACUGUGAAUGGCAAUCCUGUGGAUUACCACACCAUCCACCCAAGUCUUCCCAUCGAGAAUGGCCCUGCCAAAGCUGACCUGUAUACCACCCCACAUUACCGAUGGACGCCUUCAGAUGACUCCACAGAAAACAAAGAGGAAAAAGAGGAUGAGAAAGAAGAAUUAGAAGAAGAAAGGAACCAUGAGGAAAAACCAAGUGUGAAAGUUCACGUCAUGGUCUCUGUGUUCCAAUUUGUUAUGAAACAAAGUUACAUCUGUGCCCUUAUCGCCAUGAUGGCUUGGAGCAUCACCUAUCACAGCUGGUUGACUUUCGUGCUGUUGAUUUGGUCAUGUACUCUUUGGAUGAUUCGCAACAGAAGAAAAUAUGCUAUGAUCAGCUCUCCUUUCAUGGUUGUCUAUGCAAAUCUAUUACUGAUAUUACAGUAUAUAUGGAGCUUUGCACAUCUGGAAAUGAAAAAGAUUCCAGGAUUUUUGGAAAGGAAAGAUCAAGGAGAACUUGCCUCAAAGAUACUUUUCACCAUUACGUUUUGGUUACUGCUGAGGCAGCACCUGACAGAGCAAAAAGCUCUUCGAGAAAAGGAAGCUCUUUUAUCUGAGGUCAAAAUUGAAACUCAGGAAAUUGAAGAAAAAGAUGACGAACAAGACAUACAAGUAGAAGGAGAGGCUGAAGAGAAGGAGGAAGAAGAGGAAGAGAGUGAAGAGAAGCAUGAGAGUUUGAAGGAAGAGGAGGAAGAAGUGGAAGACGAUGAACAGGACAUCAUGAAAGUGCUGGGCAAUUUGGUGGUGGCCAUAUUCAUUAAGUACUGGAUCUAUGUUUGUGGAGGAAUGUUCUUCUUUGUCAGCUUCGAGGGUAAAAUUGUGAUGUACAAAAUCAUCUACAUGGUGCUGUUUCUGUUCUGUGUGGCCUUGUAUCAGGUGCACUAUGAAUGGUGGAGGAAAAUUCUAAAAUAUUUUUGGAUGUCUGUGGUUAUUUACACUAUGUUGGUGCUUAUCUUUAUAUACACAUAUCAAUUUGAAAACUUCCCAGGCCUGUGGCAAAAUAUGACUGGAUUGAAAAAAGAAAAGCUUGAGGAUCUCGGCUUAAAACAGUUCACUGUGGCUGAACUGUUCACUCGCAUAUUCAUCCCAACAUCCUUUCUGCUGGUGUGCAUUUUACACCUUCACUAUUUCCAUGAUCAGUUCCUGGAACUCACAGACCUGAAGUCCAUUCCCAGCAAGGAAGACAGCCCCAUCUACAGCCACGCCAAAGUCAGUGGGCGCGUAUAUCUAAUAAUAAAUAGCAUCAAGAAAAAAUUACCAAUCCACCAAAAUGCAUUGGCCCACCCAGAAGGAAGCCUUCCAGACCUCGCCAUGAUGAAUCUGACCACCAGCCUGGACAAGCCAGAGAUGAAGCAGUUGGCUGAGUUUGGUGAGGAGAAACCAGAGGGAUGCUCUGAGAAAGCAGAGAAGGGUGAGCUUGGAAAAGACAUCGAGGAGGAUGAGGAGGAUGAAGAGGAAGAGGAAGAGACAUCAGAUUUAAGGAACAAAUGGCAUCUGGUGAUUGACCGUCUCACUGUGCUCUUCUUAAAAUUCCUGGAGUAUUUUCACAAGCUGCAGGUGUUCAUGUGGUGGAUUUUGGAGUUGCACAUCAUCAAAAUUGUUUCAUCGUACAUUAUCUGGGUUUCUGUGAAAGAGGUGUCUGUGUUCAACUAUGUAUUUUUGAUUUCUUGGGCUUUUGCUCUACCAUACACCAAGCUACGCCGUCUGGCUUCAAGUGUCUGCACUGUCUGGACAUGUGUGAUCAUCGUCUGCAAAAUGUUGUACCAGCUGCAAACCAUUGAGCCUAAGAAAUUUUCUGUAAACUGUUCCUUGCCAAAUGAAAAUCAAACAGAUAUUCCCUUCCUCCAGUUGAACAAGUCUCUACUCUACAACAGUUCUAUUGACCCAACAGAGUGGGUGGGCCUGAGGAAGUCUUCACCUUUGCUUGUCUACCUGAGGAAUAAUCUGCUGAUGCUGGCCAUUCUAGCCUUUGAGGUUACAGUUUACCGCCAUCAGGAAUACUAUCGGGGGCGAAACAACCUCACAGCUCCUGUAUCUAAAACCAUCUUUCAUGACAUUACAAGACACCAUCUAGAUGAUGGACUUAUAAAUUGUGCCAAAUAUUUCAUAAAUUAUUUCUUCUACAAGUUUGGUCUGGAGACCUGUUUCCUAAUGGCAGUUAAUGUAAUCGGUCAGCGAAUGGAUUUCUAUGCCAUGAUUCAUGCCUGCUGGCUGAUCGCUGUCUUAUAUCGACGCAGAAGAAAAGCCAUCGCAGAGAUCUGGCCCAAGUACUGCUGCUUCCUGGCAUGCAUCAUCACGUUCCAGUAUUUCAUUUGCAUAGGCAUCCCCCCAGCACCCUGCAGAGAUUACCCAUGGAGAUUCAAGGGUGCCAACUUCAAUGACAAUAUCAUAAAGUGGCUGUACUUCCCAGACUUCAUUGUGCGACCUAACUCUGUGUUUCUCAUCUAUGACUUCAUGCUGCUUCUGUGUGCCUCCUUACAACGGCAGAUUUUCGAGGAUGAAAAUAAAGCUGCCGUGCGAAUCAUGGCAGGGGACAAUGUCGAGAUUUGCAUGAACCUUGAUGCAGCCUCCUUCAGCCAACAUAACCCUGUCCCAGAUUUCAUUCACUGCAGAUCAUACUUAGACAUGUCCAAAGUGAUCAUCUUCAGCUACCUCUUCUGGUUUGUCCUCACAAUUAUCUUCAUCACCGGGACAACAAGGAUCAGCAUCUUUUGCAUGGGUUACUUGGUGGCCUGCUUCUAUUUCCUGCUCUUUGGGGGUGAUUUGCUAUUGAAACCGAUAAAGAGCAUACUGCAUUAUUGGGACUGGCUGAUUGCAUACAACGUUUUUGUGAUUACGAUGAAAAACAUACUGUCAAUAGGAGCAUGUGGAUACAUUGAAAAAUUGGUUAAAAAUAGUUGCUGGUUGAUCCAAGCCUUCAGCCUGGCUUGCACAGUCAAAGGCUAUACAAUGCCUAAUGAUGAUUCCUCAUGUAAACUACCCAGUGGUGAAGCAGGAAUUAUUUGGGACAGUAUAUGUUUUGCAUUCCUCUUGCUGCAGAGAAGAGUUUUUAUGAGUUACUAUUUCCUACAUGUUGUGGCGGAUAUAAAAGCUUCACAGAUCCUGGCAUCAAGAGGGGCUGAACUUUUCCAGGCCACAAUUGUAAAGGCUGUAAAAGCAAGAAUUGAGGAAGAGAAAAAGUCAAUGGAUCAGCUGAAAAGGCAGAUGGAUCGCAUUAAGGCCAGGCAACAGAAAUACAAAAAGGGUAAGGAGAGGAUGCUGAGCUUGACCCAGGAGUCAGGGGAAGGCCAAGACAUCCAAAAACUCUCUGAAGAGGAUGAUGAAAGAGAAGCAGACAAACAGAAAGCCAAGGGCAAAAAAAAGCGGUGGUGGCGGCCUUGGGUUGAUCAUGCUUCCAUGGUCAGGAGUGGAGACUAUUAUUUGUUUGAAACGGAUAGUGAAGAGGAGGAAGAGGAAGAAUUAAAAAAGGAAGAUGAAGAACCUCCCAGAAAGUCAGCUUUCCAGAGAGCUAUUGGGAAGUUUGCAUCCGCCCUUUUAGCCUUGCCAAAGUCUGUCAUUAAACUUCCCAAAACUAUUCUUCAGUAUUUAAUCAGAGCUGCAAAGUUUGUUUAUCAAGCCUGGAUUACUGACCCGAAAACAGCACUCCGACAGAGGCGAAAAGAGAAAAAAAUGUCUGCAAGAGAAGAACAGAAAAGGAGAAAAGGAUCUGGGGAGGGUCCUGUGGAGUGGGAAGAUCGAGAAGAUGAACCAGUCAAAAAGAAAUCGGAUGGACCAGAUAAUAUCAUCAAGAGGAUAUUUAAUAUUUUGAAAUUUACCUGGGUCCUCUUUCUGGCAACAGUGGAUAGUUUCACAACUUGGCUUAACUCCAUUUCAAGGGAGCACAUUGAUAUAUCUACAGUUUUGAGAAUUGAAAGAUGCAUGCUGACCAGAGAAAUUAAAAAGGGCAACGUCCCCACCCGGGAAAGCAUCCACAUGUACUAUCAGAACCACAUCAUGAACCUUUCCAGGGAGUCUGGACUGGACGCAAUUGACGAUCAUCCUGGUGCUGCUUCAGGUGCACAGACAGCCCACAGGAUGGAUAGCUUAGAUUCACAUGACAGUAUCUCCAGCGAGCCCACUCAGUGCACCAUGCUGUAUUCGCGCCAGGGGACCACGGAAACCAUAGAGGAGGUGGAGGCCGAGCAGGAGGAGGUAGAGGCCAAGCAGGACAUAGAGGCCAAGCAGGACGAGGAGGUGGGGGUCCAGGACACCGACGAUGAGGGCAGUGAGGCCGAGGCGGACAUGGAGCCAGAUGGGUCCGAGGGGCCUGAGGAGGAGGAGGACCAGGAAGUGGAGGAUGAGGAGGAAGAGGCAGAGGAGGUCGAGGAGACUGAGGAGUCCGAGGAGGCCGGCUUCACCCCAGAGACUGAGCUGCCUCAGUAUUCCACCGAGGAGGGCGAUGUGGAGGCCCCGCCAUCCUACAGCAAGGCUGUCAGCUUUGAGCGCCUAUCCUUCGGCUCACAGGACGACUCUGCGGGUCCGAGCCGCAUGGCAGUCAGCCCCGACGACAGCCGCUCAGACAAGCUGGAGUCCAGCAUCUUACCCCCGCUGACACACGAGCUGACAGCCAGCGAGCUGCUGCUGAACAAGAUGUUCCAUGACGAUGAGCUUGAAGAAUCCGAGAAAUUCUAUGUUGACCAGCCUCGGUUCUUGUUGUUGUUUUAUGCCAUGUACAACACUCUGGUGGCCCGCUCAGAAAUGGUGUGCUAUUUUGUGAUCAUCCUAAACCACAUGGUUUCUGCCUCCAUGAUCACCCUUGUGCUCCCCAUUCUGAUAUUCCUCUGGGCCAUGCUGUCUGUCCCAAGGCCCAGCAGACGGUUCUGGAUGAUGGCCAUUGUCUACACAGAGGUGACAAUUGUGAUCAAGUAUUUUUUCCAAUUUGGGUUUUUUCCCUGGAAUAAGCAUGUGGAAUUGAACAAGGAUAAACCUUACCACCCACCUAAUAUCAUAGGUGUGGAAAAGAAAGAAGGUUAUGUUCUUUAUGAUCUCAUUCAGCUCCUGGCUCUUUUCUUCCAUCGAUCAAUUUUGAAGUGCCAUGGCUUAUGGGAUGAAGAUGAUGUUACCGACAGUGGCACCGACAAGGAAGAAUCAGAUGAUGAGCUGUCCCUCAGUAAUGGCAGAAGGGCCUCCUCUGACUCUCUGAAAUCCAUCAACCUGGCCGCGUCCACAGAGUCAGUGCACGUGUCCUUCCCUGAGCAGCUGACAGCUGUCCGCAGGAAGCGUUCUGGCAGCAACUCCCAGAUAUCCCACCGAUCCAGCUUUUCUUCAUAUAGGUCCCAGAGAGGCAGCACAAGCACCCGAAACAGCAGUCAAAAAGGAAGCAGUGUUUUGAGCAUCAAGCGAAAGAGCAAAAGGGAACUUUAUAUGGAAAAGCUUCAAGAACAUUUAAUCAAAGCAAAAGCAUUUACCAUAAAGAAGACUCUGCAAAUAUAUGUGCCCAUCAGACAGUUCUUCUAUAACCUCAUCCACCCAGACUACAGUGCCGUGACUGACGUGUAUGUGCUUAUGUUCCUUGCUGACACUGUUGAUUUCAUCAUCAUCGUCUUUGGCUUUUGGGCCUUUGGAAAACACUCCGCAGCAGCAGACAUCACCUCUUCGCUGUCCGAGGACCAGGUCCCUGGGCCAUUUCUGGUGAUGGUCCUUAUUCAGUUUGGAACCAUGGUGGUGGAUCGAGCACUGUACCUCAGGAAGACUGUAUUGGGAAAGGUCAUUUUUCAGGUCAUUCUUGUGUUUGGAAUUCAUUUCUGGAUGUUCUUCAUCUUGCCUGGUGUGACUGAGAGGAAAUUCAGCCAAAACCUGGUUGCUCAGCUGUGGUACUUUGUGAAAUGUGUUUACUUUGGGUUGUCUGCCUACCAAAUCCGUUGUGGCUACCCAACAAGAGUCCUUGGAAACUUCCUCACAAAGAGCUACAAUUAUGUCAACCUCUUCUUGUUUCAAGGGUUCCGCCUCGUUCCAUUUUUGACUGAGCUAAGGGCCGUGAUGGACUGGGUAUGGACAGACACUACCUUGAGCCUUUCCAGCUGGAUCUGUGUGGAGGACAUCUAUGCUCACAUAUUCAUCCUGAAGUGUUGGCGGGAGUCAGAAAAAAGAUACCCUCAGCCGCGGGGACAAAAGAAGAAGAAAGUGGUGAAGUAUGGCAUGGGAGGCAUGAUCAUCGUUCUGCUCAUCUGUAUUGUCUGGUUUCCCCUUCUCUUCAUGUCUUUGAUCAAAUCUGUCGCUGGGGUGAUCAACCAGCCCCUGGAUGUCUCGGUCACAAUUACCCUGGGAGGUUACCAGCCUAUUUUCACAAUGAGUGCCCAGCAAAGCCAGCUAAAAGUUAUGGACUCAACAAAGUUUAAUAACUUUUUGAAAGCUUUCUCUAAGGACACUGGUGCUAUGCAAUUUCUGGAAAAUUAUGAAAAAGAAGACAUAACAGUAGCAGAACUGGAAGGAAACUCAAAUUCUUUAUGGACCAUCAGCCCUCCCAGUAAGCAGAAAAUGAUACACGAACUCAUGGACCCCAAUAGUAGCUUCUCUGUUGUUUUUUCAUGGAGUAUUCAGAGAAACAUGAGUCUGGGUGCAAAAGCAGAAAUAGCAACAGAUAAGCUUUCUUUUAAACUUGAUAAUAGUACACGAAAGAAUAUAGCUAAAAUGAUAGCUGGCAAUGACACAGAAAGUUCAACAACACCAGUGACUAUUGAAAAGAUCUACCCAUAUUAUGUGAAAGCACCUAGUGAUUCUAACUCCAAACCUAUAAAGCAACUUUUAUCUGAAAGUAAUUUCAUGAAUAUCACCAUCAUUUUGUCCAGAGAUGAUACAACUAAAUCUAAUAGUGAGUGGUGGGUUCUCAAUCUGACUGGAAAUAGAUUAUAUAAUCAGCAUGCCCAGGCCUUAGAGUUGGUGGUCUUCAAUGACAAAGUCAGCCCUCCCAGUUUGGGCUUCCUGGCUGGCUAUGGCAUCAUGGGAUUAUAUGCUUCAGUUGUCCUUGUGAUUGGGAAGUUUGUCCGUGAGUUCUUCAGUGGGAUUUCUCACUCCAUCAUGUUUGAAGAACUGCCAAAUGUGGAUCGAAUUUUGAAGUUGUGCACAGAUAUAUUUUUAGUUCGAGAGACAGGGGAACUGGAACUAGAGGAAGAUCUUUAUGCCAAAUUAAUAUUCCUGUACCGUUCACCAGAAACCAUGAUCAAGUGGACUAGAGAAAAAACAAAUUGA